Gigantopelta aegis is the source of this 1989-nucleotide messenger RNA. RefSeq lists its product as uncharacterized. Lineage: Eukaryota; Metazoa; Mollusca; Gastropoda; Neomphalida; Peltospiridae. The coding region runs from base 1 to 1989 and encodes 662 amino acids. The record is from RefSeq and is a predicted model, not a curated record. The transcript is spliced from 2 exons. Gene Ontology annotation, biological process: DNA integration.
AUGGGUAUGCCAGGUUCAGAAACUGCACUAGAGGAACUUAUGUGUAGAGUUCUGGGAGAUUUAUUGACGGAAGGGGUUGUCACUAAACUCGCUGAUGACUUGUAUUGUGGCGGAAAUACCCCUGAAGAAUUAAUCAACACUUGGCGUCGGUUGUUGACAGCCCUUCGACACAACAACUUAAGACUGUCAGCACACAAAACAAUAAUCACUCCACAAUCAACCACAAUCUUAGGAUGGAAUUGGCAACAAGGCUGUAUUCAGGCUAGUCCUCACCGCAUCGCUACUUUAGCGUCGUGUUCGCCUCCCAACACAGUCUAUGGUUUGCGCUCAUUCAUUGGUGCAUACAAAAUUCUCGCCCGCGUUAUACCCGGCUGUUCGAAGAUCCUUGCCCCUUUUGAUGAUAUUGUCGCAGGUCGUCAGUCAAAAGAUGAAAUAGUUUGGAGCAAUGACCUUCAUGAUGCCUUUUCUCAUGCCCAGACAAUGCUCUCGUCAAACAAAGCAAUCGUUCUCCCAAACCCAAAAGACCAACUUUGGAUUGUUACAGAUGGAGCUGUUAAGGAUCCAGGCAUAGGAGCAACCUUGUAUGUAACUCGCCACAAUCAACCUCGCGUUGCAGGAUUCUUCAGCGCAAAACUCAGACCACGUCAAGUCACAUGGUUACCAUGUGAAAUUGAAGCGCUGUCGAUUGCCGCUGCCACAAAACACUUCAGUCCUUAUAUCAUCCAGUCCAGUCUGAAACCUAUCAUCCUCACUGACAACAAACCUUGCGUCCUUGCUUUUGAGAAGUUAUGCCGUGGCGAAUUUUCAGCAAGUCCUCGGGUUUCAACUUUUCUAUCUACAGUCAGCAGAUUUCAAGCCUCCGUCCGUCAUCUAGCUGGUAAUGCAAAUAUCCCAUCAGACUUUGCUAGCCGAAAUGCUCCAGACUGUCACAAUGAAUCGUGUCAAAUAUGUACUUUCAUCCAAGAAACUGAAAAUUCUGUGGUUCGACACAUUCUCAUAGAUGACAUACUAUCAGGUAAGACUCGGAUACCCUUCACCACAAGAUCAACUUGGCACUCACUACAAGAAGAGUGCAAGGAUUUACGGCGUACCCAUUCUCACCUGAUUCAAGGUACUCGCCCUUCGAAGAAGCUCGCCAACAUCAAAGUUGUUAAACGUUACAUCAAUACGGUAACCAUUGCCAAAGAUGGUCUCCUCGUCGUAAAGCGAACUGAUCCACUAUUCCCCACACGAGAAUGUAUUGUUGUUCCCCGACAAGUUCUAGAAGGUCUCCUCAAUGCUUUACAUAUUCAGUUGAAUCACCCAUCAGCAUUUCAACUAAAGAAGGUAGUUCAAAGAUACUUCUUUGCGCUUGACAUGGAUCGUUCCAUUGACUCUGUAUCCAACAACUGCCAUCAGUGUGCUGCUCUGCGCAAGACUCCAUCUACCAUUGUCGAACAAAGUUCAAGUAAUCCACCUGAGACUGUAGGCAGUCUCUUUGCUGCGGAUAUACUUAAACGAGAACGCCAAGUCAUCAUAGUUGUGAGGGAAUGUGUUACAGCCUUUACAGUCGCCUGUCUGAUUGAUAAUGAACGUAGUGAUGUCAUCCGACAGGCAUUGAUUCGUUUGUGCAUAGAAUUACGCCCUCUUGACGGACCCCCAGCAGUCAUCCGCACAGAUCCUGCUCCAGGCUUUCUCGCGCUGGCAAAUGACAGUUUCCUACACAAACACAGAAUCACUCUUGAAAUCGUACCAAACAAGACAUGUCAAAUUCCACAGUGUACUUCCGGUGACACAGAUAAUGAUGAAGAAACACCCCCAGAUCCUGACGUUGACACAAGUUAUGAUCUUCCUCCGAUUCCAACUGAGAUCGCCUCGCCUCUACCAGACAUAUCUUCACAAUCACUGGACAACAUCCUGGACACAACAACGGAGGACUCGCUACUCCCCUCCAGACCACGACGACGGAUAAAUCUACCAGGUCGAUUUAAGGAUUUUGUGUUGAACUAA